Molecule: messenger RNA, 869 nt
Organism: Drosophila montana
Lineage: Eukaryota; Metazoa; Arthropoda; Insecta; Diptera; Drosophilidae
Exons: 2
Coding region: 166-681 (171 amino acids)
Source: RefSeq, a predicted model, not a curated record
AUUGCAUCAGGGUAGCCUUGAUAUUCCUGUUGUGAAUUUCAUGCAGGGCGACAAUGGAAAGCCAUUCGCAAUCAUUGCUGUGACUGUGAUUGUGAGAAGUACAUUGAAAAGUUUAAAGUUUCAAAAAAUCAAGAAGGAUUCUGAAAGAAUUGUAAAGUCCUCGCCAUGGAGCCUCCGAAGCGUAAGGCUCACAAGAACGCGGUUAUAACAAAUCUUUUACGAGCUAACCCUGCAAAUGUAAUCCCCAUAAAAGUGCCAAAGACUAGGUCGAUGUACACACAAACAGAGGCGAUAAAGGCAAAUAGUUCGGAAGAUGUACUGCGACCCAAGGCCAAAUUGGCUCAGCAGGAGAAGGGGCCGGUACUCAAGGAGGACUCUCCUGCCGGCGAUGGAGAGAAGCGACUCACCAGGAAUAAGGCCUGUCAGACCCAAAAAGUUUCGCUAAAGCGCGGCAAGCCAGAUACGCCGAUAGAUCCACAAAAGGCCACGAUGCUCAAAAGGCGAAAAAUGGCCAUUGACGUGGAUAAAGCUCGUCUCAAGAAGCUUUUAGAUGAGAUUAACAGCGAUCCGCCGCCCAGUUGGCACAAGGCCUCGAUCAUGUGGCUAGAUGUGGACGUCUUGGAGCGUCGCAUCGAGGAAUUUGAGCAGGAGGAAGCCGCCAAGAAAACUGGGACAGCUUAGCAAACGGAAGAGAACAUAAUAAGACGAUCAAAUUCAAUGAUACCUUUAUGACCUACAUAAAUUGUUUAGUUAAGAAAUAGUACUUAAGCAUCAAUAGACAUAUAGCCUUGUUACUAAUGUUAAUUACCAAAAAUAUUAUUAAUAAUUAAUUUUAUAAUAAAAGAAUAUAUGUACAUGAUCAGGAUGAA